Molecule: messenger RNA, 1241 nt
Organism: Mus caroli (Ryukyu mouse)
Lineage: Eukaryota; Metazoa; Chordata; Mammalia; Rodentia; Muridae
Product: killer cell lectin-like receptor 2
Source: RefSeq, a predicted model, not a curated record
UUCUUCUUGAAGCUCUGAGUGUAUACAGACCAGGAGUGGCCAACUUGUCCCUCAGUUAGUGGAUUAAUUCCCUCCACCCGAAUUACUUCCUGGUAGAGACACAGAAAUCAUUCGAGGCCACAUUUUAAUACAAAUCAUACUUCACAUCCUCCCGAGAUGAGUGAGCAGGAGGUCACUUACACAACUCUGAGAUUCCAUAAGUCUUCAGGGUUGCAGAGCCCAGUGAGGCCUGAGGAGACUCAAGGGCCCAGAGAUGCGGGCCACAGAGAGUGUUCAGUCCCCUGGAAGUUCAUUGUGAUAGUUCUUGGAAUCCUCUGUUUCCUUCUGCUGGUAACUGUGGCAGUGUUGGUGAUACACAUUUUCCGGGAUGCACAAGAGAAACAUGAACAGGAGAAAACUCUAAAUAACCUCCGUCAAGAGUACCAGGUCAUGAAAAAUGACAGCUCCUUAAUGGAAGAAAUGUUAAGAAAUAAGUCUUCAGAGUGUAAGGCCCUCAAUGAUAGUCUGCACUCCCUCAACAGAGAACCGAACAGAUGCCUCAGGAAAACCAAGAUUGUUUUAGAUUGCUCACAGAACAAAGGCAAACAAGUGGAAGGAUUCUGCUGUGGCAAGAAAUGUUAUUAUUUCAUCACGGACAAUAAAAAAUGGGAUGGAUGUAAACAGAUCUGCCAGGGGUGCAACUUAUCUCUUUUGAAGACAAAUGAUGAGGAUGAAUUGAAGUUCCUUAAACCCCAACUUCAAGGAAACACAUACUGGAUUGAACUGACACAUGAUAAAAGCAAAGAGGAAUCGCAACAGACUGAAGAUAGACCAUCUAAACCUGAUUCAGCAGCAAGGAAUUCAGUACGUAACAUAAAAAAGUGUGUAUAUAUAAGUUCUUUUUCUACACAAGAGGAAGACUGUGCUAGAACUCAUGGUUGUAUUUGUGAAAAGAGAUUGAAUAGAUUCCCUAUUCCAGGGAGCUGUGCCAAGGGAAGAGCUCAAUCUGCUCUGCAGAGGGAUGAAGAUGAAAGUGAAGAAAUGUUUUCACAACAGACUUAACAGAGCAGAAGCCAUCUUCCUUCCUGGUAAACAGAGAAGCUAGUGUCUGAAGAAUGGACACUCUUUGCUCUAAGCUUUGAAGAAUCACUCUGUUUCCUGAAUUACACACAGAACAAAAUACAAUACUCAGACAAUCACUCACAUUCUUAAUUGUAAGGAGCCGCCUUCACAUUCGCCAUUAUAAGAUGGCGCUGAUGGCA